GAAGGGCAAACAUCCGUUGCGUGUGCGCCGUGCUUGUUCACCAGCCGGGUGUGGACAGAAAGCAAAAUAAUAACAGACAAGGCUGUUGUGAUUAGUAAUGGACCAGGAGGAGGAGAGGAAGCAAAUGAACUCCAAAAAGCCAGACAGGGCACUUUAUGUCCCUAAAAGGCAGCAAGUGAAUGGGGAGCAGGAGAAGAAAGGAGAGCUGCUGAAGGAAUCGGCCCUAUGCCCCUCUACUAGUGAGGAGCCCAAGAGACAGGCUCAGGGCAAGGCUAGAGCAAGUCCCCUUGAGGUUGGUGGGUCAGGGAGGGGGGAAAAGCAGAGGGAGAGGAAAGGGAGGCAGGUCAAGGAUAAAGGGAAGAAGGGUAACAUGAGUACUGGGGGAAGCAAAAUGAAAAGGGACAGGGAAGGUAGUGAAAGUCAGAAGCAAUUGGACGGUGAGAGAGAGGCGAGUCAGGGGAUUAGCUAUGGGGACAAAAAAACAGAGACAAGGGAAGACACAAGAAAUCGAGCGAUGGCAGAUAAAGAGGGAGAGGUAGGAAACAAGAAGGGAAAUGAUUUUGAUACUUUGGAACACCUUGUCUUGGACGGACCUCAGAGCUGUUCUCAUAAGGAAAACAUGCAGGACAUCCAAACUGAAGUCUGUAUUUCUAAAUCUUCCCCCCUUGGUGAAGCUGUAGGUAGCAGACUGGGAGAGAGAGACUCUGGUAUAGGUGUGACAGUGAAGGAGCCCUUAGCAGUGAGUGCAGGUCAGGAAGAGGGUGCCUGCUCUGGGACAGGGCUGGGUGAAGGACAGGGUGAAGGGGUAAAGAGUAGCACACACACAGAGAACACAAAGCCUUCCCAAGGUACCCCAAAUUGUUCCAGCACAGAAGGGACAGGCUUGCAGACUGAGGAAACUUGGUAUGUUGAGAAGGUCCUGAAUGGAGACUCGGGAACUUUGGAACAAAGUUCACAUUCUAUCAGUACAGCAUUGAGGGAGGAGCCCAGUGACCAGGAGUCAGACAGCUGGGACACCCUAUUUAACGAUGAGGGAGAUUGCCUGGACCCCCAUCUACUGGAGGAGUUGCAAUCUCUUUUUCAGAUAUCACAAGAUCAGGCGAAGGUAAAGAAGACCGUCCAGGAGCCCCGAUUUGAUUAUUACAACUGGGCAGUCGAAUCCGAGGUGGAGCUCAGAGAGGAUGAGUUGUCCCACAUUGUUGAGAUCUACGAGUUCCCUUCAGAGUUCAAAACAGAGGAUCUGCUCCGAACUUUCAACAGCUUUCAGCAAAAGGGGUUUGAUAUUCAAUGGGUGGAUGACACUCACGCGCUUGGACUCUUCUCCAGCCCCAUAGCUGCACGAGAUGCCCUGAGAACAAAACACCCAAUGUUGAAGGUCCGCCCGCUGUCACAGGCAUCUGCUGUGACCAAAGCUAAGGCCAGGGGAUGUUCAGAUUACCUCCUGCCUGCAAAGGAGCGCCCCAAGACCAGUGCGGCUCUGGCCAGAAGGCUGGUUAUUGGGGCACUGGGCGUGCGGAGCCCCCAGAGCCGAGAAGAUAGGGAUGCAGAGAAGAGGAAACUGCAGGAGGCCCGUGAACAAAAGCGGUUGGCGGCCAAACAGCGUGAGGAUGCUUGGGAGGGAAAAUGACUGGGCAUUUUAUACAUGACUCAUUGCUGGUGAAAGAUCAGCAGUAUUAUAUAUGGGCCAUCGAAUUCAGCUGGAUAUGCUGUAUUUGAAGAUAUUUAACAGGGCAACCAUAUUGAGAGGCCCAGUUUCCAUGCUGGGAAUUUAUCUUGGACACUGCCAUGAAUAUCUGAGCUAGUGACAGAAGAUGUAUAGCAUUCUCUGCAAGACCUUCGUUUGAUAAGAAAUUAGCAGCCUGAUGCUGUAUGGAACCGAAGAUAUUCACACAAGGUAGCGUCUUUUUCGAAAGCUGACUGUUCAACUGAAUGUUUUUAUACGUUUGCUGAGAGGACUGUUAUGCUGGGAAUUAUAUAGGUGGAGUUUUUCGAGUUUCAAAGUUAACUAAGAUCAACCUGAGAAAGUUACUAAAAAGUAAUCAACAGAAAUAAAGUUUUGUUUGAUUUUAA
This is a messenger RNA of Polyodon spathula (Mississippi paddlefish), 2070 nucleotides long. Its product is annotated as R3H and coiled-coil domain-containing protein 1-like. The record is from RefSeq and is a predicted model, not a curated record. NCBI's taxonomy places the organism in Eukaryota, Metazoa, Chordata, Actinopteri, Acipenseriformes, Polyodontidae. The transcript is spliced from 7 exons. Bases 98 to 1627 code for a protein of 509 amino acids.